Molecule: messenger RNA, 3268 nt
Organism: Microplitis mediator
Lineage: Eukaryota; Metazoa; Arthropoda; Insecta; Hymenoptera; Braconidae
Product: U6 small nuclear RNA (adenine-(43)-N(6))-methyltransferase
Exons: 4
Coding region: 237-1691 (484 amino acids)
Biological process (GO): rRNA base methylation
Cellular component (GO): nucleus
Molecular function (GO): 23S rRNA (adenine(1618)-N(6))-methyltransferase activity
Source: RefSeq, a predicted model, not a curated record
AACAACCACAAUUAUGGAGGGAAAACGUUUUAACUUCAAUAUUUCACUCGGUAAAAUCAUUCUUGUAUUUAUUUUACUCGAUCGGACUUGAAGAAUUCUCGAGAAAAAGCGCGGGAAAAUUAAAUUUUUAUGAUUAUUUGAUGGUAUCUAAAGUCGAUAAAAAAGACCAAAUUAUUUUAGGAAAUCAGCUGUUUGUCACAUUGUUUUGAAUAGAAACAAUAACACGUUUAAAAACAAUGUCUCUAAAAAAAUUCAUACAUCCAAGAAAUAAGUACAAAGUACCGCCGAAUUUUAAACAACUUGCUGAUCUUUAUCCUGAAUUUCAACAACAUGUAUCUGUAAAUUUAUCAGGAAAGUUGCAGUUCAAUUUUAAUAACAGAGAAAGUCUUGCUGUGUUGACAAAAACUUUGCUGAAGCAUGACUUUGAUCUUGAUGUCAAUAUUCCGACAGAGAAACUCGUACCAGCUUUGACACUUCGUCUUAAUUAUAUUUUAUGGAUUGAAGAUUUAAUGAAUUUUUCUGGAAUUAGUCAAGUAUCUGGAAUAGAUAUUGGUACUGGAGCUAUUGGAAUUUAUUCAUUGCUCUGUGCUAAAAUAAAUAAUUGGAAAAUGAUUGGUACAGAUAUUGAUGCACUGAGUGUAUCAUCAGCUGUUGAAAAUAUCCAACGAAAUAAGUUAGAUCACUUGAUAAAAGUGAUUAGAGUUCAAAAUAAUGUUUUAUUAAAAGGUAUAAUGACAGAUGAAGAAUCAUACUCUUUUACAAUGUGUAAUCCUCCGUUUUUUGAUGAUGACAAUACUGAGAAAAAAGAAAAACGCUUACCACCAACAAAUGCCAAAACAGGACACGAUAUUGAAUUAUCUGUUACUGGUGGUGAGAAAUUUUUUGUUUCUCAAAUGAUUGACGCGAGUAUUGAACUGAAGGAAAAAAUAAAAAUAUAUACAACAAUGUUGGGUCAAAAGAGUAGCUUAGCAUACUGUAAAUCUGAAUUGAGAAAAAAAAAUAUUUAUAAUUUUACGUGGACUGAAUUUUGUCAGGGUAAUACUAAAAGAUGGGGUCUAGCUUGGUCUCUGAUACCCAAAGAUGAAUUAGAUUUAUCAAAAGCUCCAGUUAUAAGAAUGAAAGAGUCUAACACUGAUAAAUCAAAAGAUUAUUUUUCUACGGAAUUGUUGUUUCCUUUUAACAAUAAAUUUAAAACUAUAAAUGACGUAACAACUGGACUGAAACAGUGGAUUAAUGAGUUACAAAUUGAAAUAAAGGAAUUGAAGUUGGAAGAUUUUAAUGGUUCCAUGUAUGAAUUAUGUGCUUAUAAAAAUAAUUGGGUCCAUGCCAGAAGAAAACGACGUAUGGAAAUGCAAUUAAAUUCAGUUGAGUACAAACGACCACGUGUUGAUGAUAAAGAUCAACCUUCCACAGCGAAUGAUUUUCAGGAAUCUUCAACAAUUGAUUCAACGAAAUCUGAUAAUAAAAUUUAUCUUAAAUUCAAUCUUGCCGUUAGCAAUUCACUUAAUGAGGAUGAUAGUGAUAAUAAUAAUGGUGUUAAAAUUUCAAUGAUUUUAAAUGAAGGCGAGGGUGGAAAAAAUGCUUUGGAGUCUUUUAAACAGUGUUUACUUAAUAAAUUUAGUAUACGAGAAUUUCAAAAACAAAAUAAACAAAUUGUUAAAAAAUUACCAAAGAAAAGAAAAAAAAAUUAAAUAGACGAAUUAGUAAAUAAUAACAAUAAAUUGUGUUUUUUUUUUAUGUUGUAUACAAAAUGAUGGUUUAUUUAACUUAUUUGAAUGUUUGGUUUUUUUUCUUUCUUUCUUUUCAAUAUCAAAUUAUACAACAAAUAGUUAACAAAUCAUACAUGUAUUUAACUUUUAUAAUUAUUUAUUCCUUAUUGUUUAAUAUUUGUUUUUUUAUUAUUAUUAUUAUAUAUCUCUACCAACAAAAUAAUUUAUUGCUCGAUGCAACAGUAUUAGAUACGCUUCUAUGUAAGAAAAAUCACGGGAAUCAAGCAAACAAUGAUUAUGUAUUUUUUUUUACUUAUUCAAACUUAAAAAAAAAAAAAAAUAAAACAAUCGAGUUCAAGUUUUGUUCUACGGCAUUAAAAUUCGACAGCAGAAAAAAAAUUAAAAUUAAUAAUAAAAAAAACUUGAUAAUUUUACAUCCUAUAAGCAUUUCUAAAGUAUAUCGUUUUCUUUCAUGUACGUUAACUUAUGAUGUAAUCUAUAUAAUCAAAUGACAAUUUAUAUCGCAAUCCUAAUUUUAUCAUACUAAUCACUCAUGCUUCCAUUAUAAAUCUAAACGUAACAAUACAAUUAACGGCACAGAAGAUUUGUUUUAUUAAUUUUUAAUCGUUUUACGUAAAAGGUGCUUGAUACGUCAUUGAUUUGGAAGCACUUACAAUGAAAUAUUUAAAAUUGGUAUAUUUUUAGUUUAUAAAAAAAAAAAAAUAACUAUUCAACUAAGCACCCAUGUUUUCAACAGAUUAGAAAUAAACAUGCGUAAAAUAAUAAUAAAUCAUCAACCACACGUUAAAAAAAAAUAAUAGUAAUAAACAUACUUGCAGCGUUUACUCGUUCAUUAUUGUUUUAUUAAUUAUUAGUUAGAUUAUAUAUUAUCUAAUCAAUUGAACACGUUGUUUUAUUUGAAUAGUGAACGCCAAUAGAUCAACAGUUAUAAACAUACUCAAUAUGCAAUGCAUAGUGACUAUUUUUUCUUCCUCUGUCUUACGAGACACAGGUUCAGUGGCACGACUCGUUUUUAAUUAUAUAAUAAAAGCAAUAACAAAAACAUUCUAAAAAAUAAUUCAUGUUUAACAGAAACAAAUAAUCUAUUUAAAUGCUACGAAAAAAAAUAUAUAUAUAUAUUCGCAGCAUGCAUGUUAAGUUUUUUUUUUAAAUGUCCAAUAAUCUCAUUUUGAAUGACGAUAACAUGAACUAACAUUUUUUGUUCAUCGAAAAAUUAUUUACAAAGUCAAUAACUACAAGUAUUAGGAUAAAAAGUAAUAAAGAUACUUCCUAUCUUUCAGCCGCAUUUUUUAAAUUCAAAUUUUAAAAUCUUAUGUGCCACCUUAAUUAUUAUUAUUAUUUUAUAAAUCUCGCUGUAAUAUUGAGGAGCUAAUCUUUGGCUUUCAUCACCUGUUCUUAUUAGCUCGAUGAGCAAAAUUCAUAAGUAAAAUAAUUAUUAUCGAUAAUUGUAAUUGUAAUAAUAAUAAUAAAAUAUUAUCGUAGUACGGUAAUUAUAACAACGUUGUAUAUACUGGUAUAUGUAAUAGAAAAGAAAAGAA